CCAGUUCAUGCAAAUCGACGAUGCGGAACAGGGAGAAGGAGAGCGUAGCGGGCGUACAUAGGUAGAGGGGGCGGACGACUGUUGCCCUUCAUCGUUUUAGCACACUUUUUAUGCUGUUGCGGGCCUCUUUUUAUUACUUUGUCGAAGUGGACUGGGAUAUUCACUGAACCGCUGUGAAAAUGGCGCAGCCAGACAGCAAGAAGAUCUUCUUUGAGAACCUGUCGGGAGCGGGGAAGGCUAUCGCAGUGCUGACAAGCGGAGGGGAUGCUCAAGGGAUGAAUGCUGCUGUACGUGCUGUGGUUCGAAUGGGGUUAUAUGUGGGAGCAAAAGUUUAUUUCAUUCAUGAGGGAUAUCAGGGUAUGGUGGAUGGAGGAGAUAACAUCAAAGAGGCCUCAUGGGAAAGUGUUUCCAGCAUGCUACAAGUGGGUGGGACAGUUAUUGGCAGUGCCCGGUGUAAAGAGUUUCGCACCCACGAGGGACGCCUGAAGGCAGCUCACAACCUGGUUCAGCACGGCAUCACCAACCUGUGUGUGAUCGGUGGAGAUGGCAGUCUGACGGGGGCCAACCUCUUCAGGGAGGAAUGGAGUGGGCUGCUGACGGAGCUGGUGGAGCAAGGCUCAAUUGAAGCUGAUGCCAUUCAGAAGUACUCGGCCCUUCACAUUGUGGGGAUGGUUGGCUCCAUUGAUAACGACUUCUGUGGAACUGACAUGACAAUCGGCACUGACUCUGCUCUGCACAGAAUCAUUGAGGUGGUGGACGCAAUUAUGACUACUGCACAGAGUCACCAGAGAACGUUUGUGUUAGAAGUCAUGGGCAGACACUGUGGCUACCUGGCCUUGGUGAGUGCCCUAGCUUGUGGGGCAGACUGGGUGUUGAUUCCUGAGAUGCCCCCAGAGGACGGCUGGGAGGACAAGAUGUGUCAGAAACUGUCUGCGAACCGAGCAGGGAUGAAAAGGCUGAAUAUCAUAAUUGUAGCCGAAGGGGCGAUUGAUCGUAACAACAAGCCCAUUACCACUGACUAUAUCAAGAAUCUUGUCGUAAAAUGCUUGGGUUUCGACACGCGAGUGACAAUCCUAGGCCAUGUGCAGAGAGGAGGGACCCCUUCUGCUUUUGACCGCAUCCUGGCCAGUCGUAUGGGUGUGGAGGCUGUGCUUGCCCUUCUGGAGACCACAGCCAACACGCCAGCCUGCGUGGUCUCUCUGUGCGGCAACCAAUCAGUGCGCCUGCCUCUGAUGGAGUGUGUACAGAUGACUCAAGAGGUCCAGAAGGCUAUGGACGGGAAACGGUUUGAGGAGGCAGUGAAGCUUCGGGGCAGGAGUUUUGAAAACAACCUGAGGACAUACAAACUGCUGGCUCAUCGUAAACCAGAAUCCGAACUGCCAACUAGCAACUUCAAUGUGGCGGUGUUGAAUGUUGGCGCCCCUGCAGCAGGCAUGAAUGCUGCUGUCCGUUCAGCCGUCAGGGUGGGCAUCUCUGAGGGGCACAAGAUGUUUGCUGUCAGUGAUGGCUUUGAGGGAUUCUCCAAAGGACAGAUUAAGGAGAUUAAAUGGGCUGAUGUGGGAGGAUGGACAGGACAAGGUGGAUCUCUGUUGGGAACCAAAAGAACACUUCCUGCUAAGCAUGUUGAGAAAAUUGCUGAGCAGAUGCGAAAGAACAACAUUAAUGCACUGCUAAUUGUUGGUGGAUUUGAGGCCUUCCUGUCACUGCUGGAAUUGUUAACGGCGCGCGGGAAAUAUGACGAGUUCUGUGUGCCCAUGGUCAUGGUCCCAGCCACUGUCUCCAACAAUGUGCCGGGCUCAGACCUCAGCAUUGGCGCUGACACGGCUCUGAACGCCAUCACUACUACUUGUGACCGCAUCAAGCAGUCAGCCAGUGGGACCAAAAGACGUGUGUUCAUUAUUGAGACUAUGGGAGGCUACUGUGGCUACCUGGCCAGUGUGGGAGGUCUGGCUGCCGGAGCCGAUGCCGCCUAUAUCUACGAGGAGCCAUUUGACAUCAGAGACCUGCAGGCCAAUGUUGAACACUUGACAGAGAAAAUGAAGGGCAGCAUUCAAAGAGGACUUGUACUCAGGAAUGAGAACUGCAAUGAAAACUACACGACAGACUUUAUCUACCAGCUGUACUCUGAAGAAGGAAAAGGAGUGUUCGACUCCAGGAAGAACGUGCUCGGUCACAUGCAGCAGGGAGGAGCACCGUCUCCAUUCGACCGUAACUUUGGGACCAAGAUCUCUGCCAAGGCGAUGCAGUGGGUUACCAAAAAGCUGUUGGAGACCUUCAGACAAGAUGAAGGCCGAGUGUUUGCAAACAGUGAGGACUCCUGCUGUCUGCUGGGAAUGCGGCGCAGGGCUCUGGUCUUCCAGCCCGUUGUGCAACUCAAGGACGACACUGACUUUGUUCACAGGAUCCCUAAGGAGCAGUGGUGGUUGAAGCUGCGUCCUCUGAUGAAGAUCCUGGCCAAGUACAAGACGAGCUACGACGUCUCGGACUCCGGGCAGCUGGAGCACGUUGUACGCAACCGGCCUAAAGAGUCGGACGCCUCAGUAGCCAUGUGAAGGCCGGUACAUACAGUGGCCUGCAAAGUCUGCGUGUAAGACCGAAUGUUUGUGAGGCGCCAGUCCGUGUUGUAAGAGCUCCAGUAACAGCGUUAACAGCCGCCUCUGUUCGGCCACGUACCGUGUUCAUUUCCUGUCUGUGUCAUUUUCCUCAGUGUCACUCCUCGUAUGUUUUGUCUUGACAAACUCAUGAACUGUAAAUUAGCCUCUGCAGUGUUUCUAAUACUUAAACACACACUUACUCUCGCACACACAUGCACAGCUGUCCUGCCCCGCAUCUGUGUGUCCUUGUUGCCCUGGAUGUUUAGUGUCACUGUUGUUUUUAAAUUGCACUUUCACUGUCUGCAGUUGCAUAGGCAGGCUCUGAGCCCAGAGCUGCACGAGGACAGAAUAGAAACGGCAUCUGCUGUAAGAACUAAUGUGUGUAUCUGCCUAGAACCAGUGUGGGGUUCAGCAUAUUUAUGUGAGACUGAUGCAAUACAGUUCUACCGCUGCAAGUCAAGAGAACUGCGUGCCGUGCUUUACACUGAGACUAAUAUUUAUCUUUUUAACAUUGUUUAUUUUGCUUGUAAACAUGGAUAUAUUAUUAUCUGUUGGCACUGCUGUACUGAGUAGCUGUCUGUCAUAUUGCACCAACAAGUUAGAUGUGUAAGAGACUAAUGUUUCCCACAGAAUAAAAAUCAGACUUGAGAAGUGUACUUCAUC
This is a messenger RNA of Acanthopagrus latus (yellowfin seabream), 3257 nucleotides long. RefSeq names its product phosphofructokinase, platelet a (gene pfkpa). The record is from RefSeq and is a predicted model, not a curated record. Gene Ontology annotation, molecular function: monosaccharide binding; 6-phosphofructokinase activity; ATP binding. Gene Ontology annotation, biological process: fructose 1,6-bisphosphate metabolic process; fructose 6-phosphate metabolic process; canonical glycolysis. The transcript has 23 exons. Gene Ontology annotation, cellular component: cytoplasm; membrane; 6-phosphofructokinase complex. The coding region runs from base 180 to 2552 and encodes 790 amino acids. NCBI's taxonomy places the organism in Eukaryota, Metazoa, Chordata, Actinopteri, Spariformes, Sparidae.